Molecule: messenger RNA, 2016 nt
Organism: Cotesia congregata
Lineage: Eukaryota; Metazoa; Arthropoda; Insecta; Hymenoptera; Braconidae
Source: the annotation of a GenBank genome assembly
AUGGAAAAACCACAGAAAAUGCCCAAAGUGGCUAAAGUAAAAAAUAAAGCACCAGCAGAAAUUCAGAUCACUGCAGAACAGUUGUUGCGGGAGGCCAAAGAACGAGAUUUAGAAAUACUUCCACCUCCACCGAAACAAAAAAUUUCUGAUCCCCACGAGUUGGCAGACUAUCAACAUCGUAAACGUAAAGCCUUCGAAGACACCAUUCGAAAAAAUCGUAUGGUAAUUUCAAAUUGGAUAAAAUACGCAAAGUGGGAGGAAACUCAAAAACAGAUUGCUCGCGCUCGUUCUAUAUACGAACGAGCCUUGGAUGUGGACCAUCGAAGUAUAGCACUUUGGUUAAAGUACUUGGAAAUGGAGAUGAGCAACCGUCAAGUCAAUCAUGCUCGGAAUUUAUUUGACAAAGCAGUCACAAUUCUUCCGCGAAUUAACCAGUUUUGGUACAAAUAUACGUAUAUGGAAGAAAUGUUGGAAAAUAUCGCCGGAGCAAGACAAGUUUUCGAACGUUGGAUGGAAUGGGAACCUGAUGAGCAGGCUUGGCAGACUUAUAUCAAUUUCGAGUUACGUUACAAAGAACUUGACCGUGCUCGACAAAUAUAUGAACGUUUUGUAAUGAUUCAUCCUGAAGUCAAGAAUUGGAUCAAGUAUGCAAGAUUUGAAGCUAAUAAUGGUUUCAUUAAAGGAGCACGAAGUGUUUAUGAACGUGCUGUUACUUUUUAUGGUGAUGAGAUGAUCGACGAGAAACUUUAUCUCGCAUUUGCCCGGUUUGAAGAAUCUCAACGAGAGCAUGAUCGUGCUCGGGUUAUUUAUAAAUACGCUAUAGAUCAUAUCCCUAAAGAACGAGCGGAAGAAAUUUAUAAAGCAUAUACCAUUCAUGAGAAGAAAUAUGGGGACCGAGAAGAUAUCGAACUAGUAACUGUGAGCAAACACAAGAAUAAAUACGAUCAGUUAGUAGAGAAGGAUCCUUACAAUUAUGAUACAUGGUUUGAUUAUCUAAAACUGAUGGAAUCUGAAGAAAAUCACGAUCAGACUCGGGAAAUUUAUGAACGUGCUAUUGCGUAUGUUCCUCCAAAAAAAGAAAAAGAAUAUUAUCGUCGUUAUAUUUACCUGUGGAUUAACUACGCACUAUUCGAAGAACUUGAAACUCAAGAUCUAGAUCGCUGUCGUAAUGUUUAUAAAGUUUGUCUUCAAUUGAUUCCGCAUAAAAUAUUUACGUUUGCCAAAAUUUGGCUUAUGUAUGCAAAGUUCGAAAUUCGCCAAAAAAAUUUAGACGCCGCGCGUAAAUUUUUGGGCGCGAGUUUAGGAAUGUGCCCUAAAAACAAGCUGUUCCGUGGAUACAUUGAAUUGGAAAUGGGACUACGUGAGUUUGAUCGCUGCAGAAAACUUUACGAAAAAUGGUUAGAGUACGAACCGGAAAAUUGUACCACUUGGAUGAAAUAUGCUGAAUUAGAAACUCAGCUAGUUGAUCUAGACCGUGCACGUGCAAUUUUUGAGCUUGGAUUGAAGCAGCCACGACUAGAUAUGCCAGAAUUGUUGUGGAAAUCGUAUAUCGAUUUUGAAAUUUCACAAGGAGAACCACAGAAUGCACGACAGCUAUUUGAGCGGCUGCUUGAACGAUCAAUUCACGUGAAAAUUUGGAUAGCAUAUGCCAAGUUUGAAUUAUGUAAUGAGUACGAAGAUGUGGAUCCAGUUAGCGUUGCUAGACGAGUAUUUGAACGUGCUAAUACUGCAUUGAAAAUGAAUGGAGAUCGAGAAAGCAGAGCUAUAUUAUUGGACGCUUGGAAAGAUUUUGAAAUGGAUAAAGGAGAUGAAAACAGUAAAAAGAAAAUUAUGGAUAAAAUGCCAAAAAGAAUCAAGAAAACUGUUAAGGUCAUGGGUGAAGAUGGGAUGGAAGGCUGGCAAGAAAUUUAUGAUUUUGAAUUUCCGGAAGAUGAAGCCAAGCAAACAACGAUUAGACUUCUCAGCACGGCCAAAAAUUGGAAAAAAGCCAUCGAAAAAAGUACUGAAGAAAAUUAA